UUGUCAAAGUCAACAAAAAAUUGCUAACCUUCCUUUUUUUCUCUUUGAGUGAAAAAAUUAAGUAUUUUAAGCGAAUAAAUUUCAUCAUUUAUCGUUAUUAGUUGUUGGAGGCUCAGCUAUAAAAAGCGAAUAAACGAUUUGUAUGGUAAAUGCCUGCUUAAUAAAUCUUAAACUAUACGCUUUUUUCGCUAGGUAGUGCGCGCCGGUGAAAUUGUGAUCAUGGCGAAUCCGUCAUCAGGCGUUGUGGUUCCUCGAAACUUUCGUCUUCUAGAAGAACUUGAACAAGGCCAAAAGGGAGUGGGCGAUGGAACCAUAUCAUGGGGCCUCGAGAGUGAUGAUGACAUGACCCUCACCCAUUGGACUGGAAUGAUAAUUGGCCCCCCUAGGACGCCUUAUGAAAAUAGGAUGUAUUCACUUAAAAUUGAGUGUGGUACUAGAUACCCUGAUGAACCUCCAACUGCUCGCUUUAUUUCUAGAAUCAACAUGAACUGUGUUAACAGUCAGACUGGACUUGUGGAUAACAGACAAGUUCCAAUUCUUGCUAGAUGGCAACGUGAUUACACUAUCAAGACAGUCCUGCAGGAACUGAGACGUCUCAUGACAUUGAAGGAAAACAUGAAGCUGUCACAGCCCCCAGAGGGAAGCACUUUCUAGUUUCUCUCCCACAAAACUUUUCUCCAUAGACCCAAUCUACCUAUUUCUCACUUUGAAUUCAACACUAUAAUUGUAAUGUAUUUCACUUUAUUUCCUCCUAUAUAAUAAGCUAUGACAACCUGCAUCAAAAUUUAUUUGACUUCAAUUUAAGUAAUAUUAUGCUAGUGUGUAUCUUAGAUAUGUAUAAUUGCAUUUAUUGUUGUCUGAGUCAGUCUUUUGUGCUAAGUGCUACUUUGAUUUAAUAAUUGUAGAUUGGGUGAAUAAGUAAGAAUUCAUUUUAUAUAGCUCUUCAAAUUACCCAUUUAGAGGGUAACACCCAUUUAUUUAUCAUAUUACCUAAAUUAUUGUGGCCUUUAAAAAGUUAAACUUGCUUUUGGUAUUAUUAAGGCUAGUUUUACUGAUUGUCUUGGUUUAGGUAAGUGGUUUAUGCCCAUCUUAUAAUACAACUAAUCAUUUAAUUUUGACUUCUUGGCGAAAUUUAUAUGCAUUUUCGUUGUUUAUAUUUCUGGGCAUAAUGUAUUUUUUUUUAAACCUGUAUCCCUUGUCUGAAAUGUAAAGGUUAAAGUUUUUAUUUCUAUGUAAUUAGUCAUCUACUGAAUUCAUAUGACAGAAAAUUGCUUAAUUUUUUACUACAUAGUUUAACUUGAUCAAGUGUAAAAUAUUGUAGGAAAUUUUUAUUUCUUAGGAACAUAAGAUAAAGUACUACUGGUUCAUUUCCAAGCUUUGCAUCAGGUUAACUGUUUCUCUCAAACACAUAACUAAUGCAUGUAAUGCAAUUUUUUUAGCUACAAACUAUCAAGUAGCUUAUCAUUUGGGAACUACAUAAAUCUUACAUUAGUUCCCCUGCAUCUGUUAUGCGUGAAUUUAUUGUUACAAACCAAAUGCUAAGUCAAAUUGUUUCAUAGCAUUAAAUAUUUUUACCAAUGUAUAACUAGCAAAAAUAAAUAAAUCAAAUAACACUGUCAUAAA
Molecule: messenger RNA, 1623 nt
Organism: Helicoverpa zea (corn earworm)
Lineage: Eukaryota; Metazoa; Arthropoda; Insecta; Lepidoptera; Noctuidae
Gene: Uev1A
Product: ubiquitin-conjugating enzyme E2 variant 2
Exons: 4
Coding region: 220-654 (144 amino acids)
Biological process (GO): DNA damage tolerance; protein K63-linked ubiquitination
Cellular component (GO): nucleus
Source: RefSeq, a predicted model, not a curated record